Messenger RNA from Fusarium falciforme, 636 nucleotides. RefSeq names its product Amine oxidase. Bases 1 to 636 code for a protein of 211 amino acids. The record is from RefSeq and is a predicted model, not a curated record. The transcript has 3 exons. Lineage: Eukaryota; Fungi; Ascomycota; Sordariomycetes; Hypocreales; Nectriaceae. Gene Ontology annotation, molecular function: oxidoreductase activity.
AUGUCUGAGAAGAAGACUGCCGAGGGCCAUGAGUAUAAGGUUGGUAGUGGUAUCUCCAAUGGCUUGCCAUUCCCCCUCAACGUUCUCCGAGAAGUCAAGUUUGACCCUCCCCUGAGCGCUACUAGAGAUGAAGUAGCACGCAUUGGCCAGGUUCACAACGGAGCUAAGAUUCACUUCAAGAUUGGCGCCUUAGAGACUCGUCCCUUGUCUGUCUUGCGCUAUCCAAAGGCUAGAAUGGUGACCACACUGGGUGACGGUCGCACCAAAAGUAACGGCAGCCGUCACAUGGUUGCAUUUGGGAGAAACGAUGCUUCGUUGAGCACAGAAGACGAUGCCAAGUCAUUCUAUGACGACGCACGCGAGGUCUACCCCGAUAUGCCAGUUGAAAAAGUGCUCUGGCACGAUUGGAGCCGUGACGAAUUGGCCAAAGGCGGUUGGUGCAUGUAUCGUCCUGACUUUGCCUUCCGAUAUCAGGACGCAUUGAGGAGGAGAGCCGGCAACGUUCUGUUUGCCAGUGCAGAUUGGGCAUUGGGUUGGCGUGGGUUUAUCGACGGUGCCAUUGAGGAGGGAACCAGGGCUGCGUUUGAAGUUAAGAACGAGCUGAUGUCCCCCCAUGCCACCAAGGCGAGCCUGUAG